AUGGCCACCUAUCCUGAGAGCUGCCUGGACGCUACCAUGCUGAACUUCGUCGCGGAUCUCUCACACCCACUCCUCCGCGACUUCCCACCUGGGGUCCCUUUUGGGGACGGAACACUGGGGUUCAGAGAGAGAAGACCCAGAAGGCUGUCGCAGUUUGAGGAAACAGACCAGGAGGAAGAGGGGGGCGAAGUGGUCUAUGUGGACCGGGAGGAGGAGGAAGAGGAGGGAGAGGAACGCGAGAGAGUAGCAUCCUUGCUGGGCCGCCCCAAAAGGAAAAGGGUCAUCACCUAUGCUCAGCGCCAGGCGGCCAACAUUCGCGAGAGGAAGAGGAUGUUCAACCUAAACGAGGCCUUCGACCAGCUGCGCAGGAAAGUGCCCACCUUUGCUUACGAGAAAAGACUGUCUAGGAUCGAGACCCUCCGCUUGGCCAUUGUCUACAUUUCCUUCAUGACGGAGCUCCUGCAGAGCAGCGAGAAAAAGGAGGUCCGCUAA
Molecule: messenger RNA, 492 nt
Organism: Chionomys nivalis (European snow vole)
Lineage: Eukaryota; Metazoa; Chordata; Mammalia; Rodentia; Cricetidae
Gene: Ferd3l
Product: Fer3 like bHLH transcription factor
Exons: 1
Coding region: 1-492 (163 amino acids)
Biological process (GO): regulation of transcription by RNA polymerase II; developmental process
Molecular function (GO): protein dimerization activity; DNA-binding transcription factor activity, RNA polymerase II-specific; RNA polymerase II transcription regulatory region sequence-specific DNA binding
Source: RefSeq, a predicted model, not a curated record